AAAAAUUAAUACGAAAUUAAUUAAUAAAAUAAAUAUAUGAUUAAGUACAUGUUAAUAUCUUUGCAAUUGCAAUGAAGUCACAAUUCAUUUGCUUAGGCGUUUGAAAUUGCCGCGAAAAAAUACGCGGAAAAAUAUAAUAGAGUCCAUAAAAAUAUAUAGUAAGAAGUUUGAAAAAUAUUAGUACCUAAUAAUUACAAUAUUUGUAACUAUAAAUAUCCUGAAAUAAAUUAUAAUUAUGAAUUCUGAAUUUCCUGAUCCCAAUGAAGAAUUUGAUUUAGUUCAUGAGGAAGAAUAUGAAAUUUUGAAAGAAAUUGAAGAAUUUGAAAAGAAAAAGGACACAGAGUCUGGAAAAAUUGAGAAUUCACAAGAAGAACAGAAAAGAGACAAAUUAAAUAUUUCCAGACCAAAUGUAUAUGAGGAAUUAAAUGCUUUUACAUCUAAUAAAUACAAUAAAUUAUGUAUUCCUAGUACUAGCAAAGUUAUUCCUAGUACUAACAAUGAUAAUUGUGAUACAGAUGUUACAAAAAAAAGACAUUAUGAUGAACUUUUUGGGGAUAUUUCAGAUAUGUUAGAUACAAAUGAUCUUGCUGAUAUUCAGGAACCAAAAGAUAAGAAACCACGAUGGGAUGAACCUCAAGAAAUUAUUAAAGCAGUAUUAGAUGCAAGGGAAAAGUUUAAUGAAUAUAGUAGAGGAGUUUCUGUUAACAGCAAAUAUAUUAAAGACAAAAGAGAGUCAAUUUCAUUGCGAGUUCCACAUUGGAAUUUCGUAGCUCUGACUAGGCCACGUGAUGCACAACGUAUUUAUUUAAGAGUAAAAAAUGAUGAACAGAGUAAAAUAAAAACAAAUACACAUUCAAUUUCUAAUUUAUUGUCAGUGCCAUAUAGUCAACUUAAAACUGAGGCUGAAGAAAUUAUAGUACAGAAUGUUAAACGUGCUAGUUGUGAAACUUCCCACCUUCCUGUUACAAAAACACUUGAAGAUGAUGAACUAUGGGUUGAUAAAUAUAGACCUAGAUCUUAUAUAGAGUUACUUUCAGAUGAAAGUGUGAAUAGACAAUUAUUGCAUUGGAUAAAACUUUGGGAUAAAACAGUAUUUAACCGAAAUUAUAUUGAUAAUAAGAAACAGAAAUUAAAUUUUAAAUUUAGAAACAGAAAGUUUGCAGAAAAACCUUUUCAAGAAUUAGAUAGUAAAGGUUUUCCAAUUCAGAGGAUUGCGCUACUUAGUGGACCACCUGGAUUAGGAAAAACUACACUAGCACAUUUAGUAGCUAAACAUGCUGGUUAUAAUGUAGUAGAAAUUAAUGCAAGUGAUGAAAGAAGUCCAGAUGCAUUUAGACAAGUCCUCCUUGCAUCAACACAAAUGAAAGCGGUAAUAGGAAACGAUCCUCGGCCUAAUUGUUUGGUUUUAGAUGAAAUUGAUGGAGCUCCAACUGCAUCAAUCGAUUUACUUCUAAAAUUUGUGCAAGGUAAAUUAAUUCCAAAAGGAAAGAAAGAUAAAACAAAAACUGAUAAACAUGUUUGUCAUCGCCCUGUAAUAUGCAUUUGUAAUGAACUAUAUACUCCUUCCUUAAGAGCUUUGAGAGUAACUGCUUUUAUUAUAUCAGUGCCGGAAGUAAGUGCUACUAAACUAGCAGAUAGAUUAAUGGAAGUAUCACGAAAGGAAAAACUAAAAGUAAAUUCCGAUGCACUUUUACGAUUAGUAGAAAUAUCUGGUUGUGACAUUAGAUCAUGUAUAGGAGCAUUACAAUAUAUGGGUGGCGUUAAUUUAGGAGAUAAUUUAUCUUUUGCGUUAAAAGAUAGUAGGAAAGGAUUGUUUGACUCGUGGAAACAAAUAUUAAAAAUACCUGUGAAUAGAAAUGGUAUACUUCCUCUUUCAGAAAGAGUGCAGCUUGUAUUAAGGACUGUGCAAAAUGGGGAAUCGGAAAAAUUAGCUCAAGGCAUAUUCCAUAAUUAUCCAGAAAUAUGUAGUGAUAAAAUGAAUUAUGUAGCACUAUGUCUAAAAUGGUUUCAAUUUUUUGAUGAAAUUUUAUUUCUUGUUGGAAGCCUUCAAACUUGGUCUGUUAUGCCUUAUCUAAAUUAUGCAUUCGUUUUCUGGCAUUUAUAUUUUGCAAAAGCAAGAAAUAUCAAAUUAUCUUAUCCUUCUAUUGUGUAUGAAAUGAAUCAGAAACAUGCAAAGAAUAUUGGUAUUCUAACUACUGUUCAACGAAAUAGUGGUCAUAAUAAAAUAAUUUUAACGGUUGAUAUUGCUCCAUUUCUCCCGGAUUUACUAUCUCCACAAUUACGGACAGUUUCUGGACAUUUACACUCGGAUAAAGAAAAGAAUGAUAUUAAUAGAUUAGUAAAUGUUUUAAUUGAUUUUGGCCUCACAUUCAUUCAAGAAAAAAAUUUUGAUGAAAGAUAUGACUAUAAACUAGAUCCUAAUAUAUUUGAAAUAGGCAUUUUUCCGGAUUGUAAGUAUCGUCGAACACUCAUAUAUGCAGUGAAGCAAAUAAUUGUCCAAGAGUUAGAGGCUGAACGAUUACGACGAGUUGAAAAUGCAAUAAAAAGUAUGACAAAAUCUGCUCAAAAUAAAAAAAGUAUCACAAGUGAAAGUAUCACCAAUCAUAAUGUUACAACCAAUUCAGCAACAUCAGAUGCCAAGAUAUGCAAUAAUGCAACUAGCAAACCUAAUGCUCUAGAACAAUCUAAAAAAUUGCAAAUGGAAACAAAAGAUAUAAAAUAUAAGGAUUUCUUUGGAAGAACUAUUACGGUCAAUCAAGGUGAACAAAAAAAAUUGGAUAAGGAAUCAAUCAAGUCGAGAAACUUUUUAACAAAAAAUAGUGUAUGGUAUAAAUAUAAAGAAGGUUUUAGCAAUGCAGUCCGCCGAAAUGUUAAAAUGAAAGAUCUUCUUUAAAUAGUAAUAUAUUUCAUAUAUUUUAGCAUAAUACAUUUUUAUUACAUAUUUUUACAAUUGUACAUAUCU
This is a messenger RNA of Frieseomelitta varia, 2962 nucleotides long. RefSeq names its product chromosome transmission fidelity protein 18 homolog (gene cutlet). The transcript is spliced from 11 exons. Gene Ontology annotation, molecular function: ATP hydrolysis activity; ATP binding; DNA binding. Gene Ontology annotation, cellular component: nucleus. Bases 236 to 2893 code for a protein of 885 amino acids. NCBI's taxonomy places the organism in Eukaryota, Metazoa, Arthropoda, Insecta, Hymenoptera, Apidae. The record is from RefSeq and is a predicted model, not a curated record.